This is a messenger RNA of Anopheles nili, 1161 nucleotides long. RefSeq names its product phenoloxidase-activating factor 1-like. The record is from RefSeq and is a predicted model, not a curated record. Bases 1 to 1161 code for a protein of 386 amino acids. Gene Ontology annotation, molecular function: serine-type endopeptidase activity. The transcript is spliced from 6 exons. NCBI's taxonomy places the organism in Eukaryota, Metazoa, Arthropoda, Insecta, Diptera, Culicidae. Gene Ontology annotation, biological process: proteolysis.
AUGGGGUGUCGCUUUAGUAUCGGUCUUUACGCUCAUUCCAUCGUGGAAAGCGAAGCGCCAAGCAGCAAACCUGUCGCCCGAUCACCAGAUUCGCUCGCUUACGACGACGCAGCUACGUUCCGAGAAUCACCUACGGUUGGAACUACGGCCGCCCUAAAGGAAUCGAAGGCACUGUACCGCGUCAGCUGCCCGGGUCUGAGCGAAUGCGUGCCGUUGGCCGAAUGUCCGGAGCUGCUGCUCGAGAUUUCCCGCCAGUGCUACCGGGGUGACUUUUCGCUCUCAUGUGGCGUCAACGAGUACGAACCCCAUGUCUGCUGUCCACGCGUAACGGCUCCGACCUUCAACGACCAGCGCCAAACGGCCGCUUGUGGGAAAAGCAUCGUUCAGGGUGACUUUUACAACGGGCUCGGUGCGUUCCCGUUCGUGGCACGAAUUGGGUUUAAAAACACAAAAACGGGCACGUUCAUCUAUCCCUGUUCCGGGUCCAUCAUCGCACGCCAGAUCGUCCUCACAUCGGCUCACUGCGCCCUGGCCAAAGCCGACAGCCACCGUCUGUCAGCCGUUCGUGUGGGGGAUUACGAUACACGCACCGAUCCGGAUUGCGGAAGUACCGGAUUCUGUGCACCGGUCGCGAUCAACCACGCCGUCAGCCAGAUCAUCGUCCAUCCGGACUACAUCGAGGGUCAGUACCACCAUGACAUUGCGCUGCUGAUACUUCGCUCGCCCAUCAACUACACGGUGGCCUCGCAACCGAUAUGUCUGCAUGGCCGCAAGCAGGAUCUAACCGUGGGCCGUCGGGUACAGAUCAUCGGUUGGGGUAAGCUCUCAACCGCUGGGUCUAAAUCACCCGAACUCCAAAGUCUGGAGGUCCCGCUGACGUCCUGGGACAAGUGUGUCCGAGCGUACGCUUCCACCGGUGCACUGCAAUCACCGCAAUCGAUCGAUGGUGAGUGGAUGUGUGCUGGUGGUGAGGGUCGAGAUGCAUGCCACGGAUUUGGAGGUGCACCACUGAUCAUACGCGAUCAGGGUCGGUAUGCGCAGAUUGGCAUUAUGUCGUUUGGGGCCGAGACUUGUGGGGCACUAAACAUGCCCAGUGUGUACACCUCGAUCGCACACUACGCGCCGUGGAUUGAGGCAAACUCACCGAAGGCGUUCGUGUGA